AGUCUUCUUUCACCCACCCUUCAUCGGCUAGACCCAUCUCUCUCUCUCUCUCUCUCUCUCUCAUUAUAAAGCAGACCAUGUUUGAUUUGGGUGAUGAACUAAUAAUUGAAAACUACAGAAUUCCAUGGUUAAUAUGGAUCCAGCUAGUAGUACUCUUCCUCCUCAUAAUUAUCCUCUUCUAUUUCAGCAUCUCAACUUCAGAUCUCUCAGAGAACACCACCACCGCCACCGCCACCGCCACUGCUUCGCAUCAGUCAAGGGGCAGCCUGGUAAUAUCAACUAAAUCUCACAACAACAACCCAGCACGGCUCAACACCACAAGCUCUUCACACAAAUCCAAGGUAAGAGAGAACCAAAGCAAAGGAGGAGAAACAGGAACAAGCACAAGCAGAAGAAGAGUAAAAUCAGGAGAAGACAGCCAAGAAAGUGAUCAAGGCACUUCAACAAAGGAUGUGACCCAUUUUUCCAGUUUUGAACAUUCAUACCACCCUUGCCACUAUCUUGGGCUAGCUAAACAAGCAGUGCUCAAGUGUUUGGGCUUGGAUUUCUUAUUUGAGAGCUCUUCCAACAAAGAAGCCGGAAAAGAACACUAAUGUAUGCCUGUCUCACAAAUGCACACACCAUAGGACUGUAACUGAAUUAAGCUGUUCAUAAAUAGCUUGGGAUUGCCUCCUUCAAGUUUGUUAGUUUAUUAAACAAAUCGAGCUCGAACUCAAUUGUAAAAGUUGCUUAGUAAAUGGGUCGGGUCCGAGUAAUGAACAUAUAUAAUAUAUAUGUAUAAUAUGUAUCAUGUAUAACUGACCCGAUUUUGUUUUUUGAACAUGAGUCGGAACUUGCGUUCAAG
Ilex paraguariensis (yerba mate) is the source of this 844-nucleotide messenger RNA. The record is from the annotation of a GenBank genome assembly. NCBI's taxonomy places the organism in Eukaryota, Viridiplantae, Streptophyta, Magnoliopsida, Aquifoliales, Aquifoliaceae.